CAAAUAAAUUAAUAAAAUAAUCAUAACAUACACAUUUUCAAACUUUAUGUGAUAAUUUUCAUAAUGAAAAACUGAUUCGGCCAACAUAAUUUUCAUGACUAAUAAUCUAUCUUACAUAUGAUUAUUUUCUCUAUUUAAUGUGACUCAUUUUCUAACAAAAAAACCCCUUGAAUGAUGUGCGUAUUGGGGGAAGGGGUGUGAAAACGGCCAUAACCUGGCAGCACAAGUCUUAUCCUUUCAUCCACCACACGCUGCUUCCCAUCUUGCUUUGGAGCCCCAAAGCACAAAGCAUGGCAACCCUUCAGCUAACAUCCUUCACUUUUUUCAGACAAAAGCACCCCAACACCACAACAACCAAGUUCUCCACUGAUUCUCAGCUCAACAUUCGUUCGCGUCCACUCAUUGUGAGGUCUUAUAAAGUGGUAAUUGAGCAUGAGGGGAAGGCCACUCAACUCGAAGUUGAACCUGAUGAGAGCAUUCUAUCAAAGGCAUUGGACGCUGGCUUGUCUGUGCCUCAUGACUGCAAGCUUGGAGUUUGCAUGACUUGCCCAGCUCGUCUUAUUGGUGGCUCUGUGGAUCAGAGUGAUGGAAUGCUGAGCGAUGAUGUGGUGGAAAGUGGUUAUGCACUCUUGUGUUCCGCUUACCCUCGAUCUGAUUGUCAUAUUAGGACUAUCCCGGAGGAUGAGUUACUAUCUUUGCAGUUAGCUACGGCCAAUGACUAGUUUAUUUUUCAGUUUUGAAUGUAAUUCCAUGCGAUGCUGGUUUUGGUCAACAGAAUUGAGGGAGUCUUUGCUUGUUUCUAGUAAUUGCUGAUGUCGCCCUGGUUUUAAAUAUUUAAAUAUAUACUUCAAUUGUGUAGCUUUUAUUGAUUUAUUGAUGCAUAAAAUAGAACAUUUGACUCAAAUUAGAACACGUAACAACUGCCCAACAAAUGUUGAUGUAAUGGAUUUAUCUACUUUAAUGAACUAAAUGAGGAUCCAUAGUUAUCAUCAUGCAAUUUUAUUUAAAUACAAAACAGAACCCUAUUCACAUAUUACAAGGGUGGAAUUUCCAAAAUCCAAAAUGGUAGAACUUCACAGUAGCCAAAUGACGAAAAUCCUACCCAGGCUAGCUUUACAUAACAGGAUCCAAAUUCGUUUUCAUGUGUAAAAAGCUCAUCAGUGAUAUGCAAGUUAUAACCAUCGGACAAUAGACAAUGCCAACUGAACAAGGUCAAAUACGGUUGGAUGACUUCUUGGGUCUUUGCUUAAUCUUCACAUUUACAUUGAUGCCAUUAUCAAUGAUGGACUGAAGAACAAUCUGAAGCUUCCCUUCCACCCUUUCUCCUUUCCUUGGAGUGUAAAUCAUGUCAUGAAUAUCAUCAGCCAAGGCUCUCUGAGCCAGAAUCGCCCCAACGGCAGCACAAGUGGCUUUGCUCUUGGUAGAAGCAAGAUCGAACUUGAUAUCCUUGGAAAUGGAAUGUGCCACAGCAACAACCUUGCUAGUUACCCUAUGAACAACGCAAGCACGAACAGAGGCUUUUGAUAUGUAGAUGUCCAAGCAAAAUGGUUUAUGAUAAGGACCUGUAAGCUGAUUAAAAGUGGGAGUCCUCUGCCUCUUGUUCACAGGAGAUACAUCAUUGAUUUCAUCUAGCCGGGGCAUAACACUUUUACUUCUUGUCAAGUUCUUAACUUUGGGAAGCUCGUGAUCUUGGGUAGUCACAUUUUGAGUUAUUUUAGCUUUGUUUGCCUCUUGUUUCUUCUUGGAAGAUUUCUUGCGGUGAAAUUCUAAAUUAUACUCUUCAAACUCCUUAGAGCUGCGCUCAAGCUUAUAGAACAGACUGCCACGAAUUCUCAUAUUGUCUAUGUCCUCAAAAUCCAGUUCACCCUCAACACGAUCAAGGGAUUCAUCAAUUUCUUGCGGAACAAAGGAACUAGCUCUCGAUGCAACCGAAUCUGGUCCACGCCAGGCUUGUGCCACCCCAGAUGAGACCCCCCAAACAUCAUGAUCCACAAGCUCGAUGUCAAAUCCAGUAUAGGGGUGAUUGAAGUCAGAGAAAAGAGGGGAAAGAUGAAGGCUGUUAGAAUGUUCAGAAGGUGGCACGGAUACAGAACUCACAGCUUCCUCAACGUCCUUGUUGGGAAUGGUGGUGAGGAACUUGAAGCAGAGAUUGAAUGUCCUGGAGAGAAAAUGUUGCCUGUAUAAGGAAGCACCCUUCCUUGCGAGCAUGGACACCAUGAUCAGAGUUUCGAAAAGAGAAUGCUCACAGAAGCAAAACACCAAACAGUUGGCGUGCACUCACUAGCAAAGUAGCUGACUGAACUUGAGAGACUGUGACGUCCUUCAUAAUAGGAGACCCGACUCUUUGGUUGAAUACCCAAUAAUACCCAAAAAAAAAUUAAAAAAUUGAACGAUUGAUUUAAAGCAACUUGAUAUCUAUUUGGUUGAAGUUUAAAUCUGGAAGACAAACACAAACAACGUUGGCCAGAAAUAGGAAGGGGUUGGGUACCUGCGAUUUCUCCUUCCCCAUUUCUUGGUGCAAAAAUACGUAUCUU
Molecule: messenger RNA, 2534 nt
Organism: Abrus precatorius (Indian licorice)
Lineage: Eukaryota; Viridiplantae; Streptophyta; Magnoliopsida; Fabales; Fabaceae
Product: ferredoxin C 1, chloroplastic
Exons: 1
Coding region: 291-722 (143 amino acids)
Molecular function (GO): iron-sulfur cluster binding
Source: RefSeq, a predicted model, not a curated record